Wallemia ichthyophaga EXF-994 is the source of this 4158-nucleotide messenger RNA. RefSeq names its product Cell division control protein 25. The record is from RefSeq and is a predicted model, not a curated record. Gene Ontology annotation, biological process: Ras protein signal transduction; positive regulation of GTPase activity. The transcript is spliced from 8 exons. Gene Ontology annotation, molecular function: GTP binding; guanyl-nucleotide exchange factor activity; GTPase activity. Gene Ontology annotation, cellular component: plasma membrane. Lineage: Eukaryota; Fungi; Basidiomycota; Wallemiomycetes; Wallemiales; Wallemiaceae. The coding region runs from base 1 to 4158 and encodes 1385 amino acids.
AUGACGGUAAGAUUCGUGCACGGUUCAUUCUACGAGAAUUAUGAUCCAACUAUCGAGGACAGUUUCACCAAGAUAGCCCAGGUGGAGCAAGGGAAGCCGUGCAGAAUGCAGAUAACGGAUACAGCGGGUGUUGAGCAGAUGGUCUCUUUACGUGAAUCGGUUAUACGCGAGAGCAGUGCGUUCUUGCUGGUAUUCGCGCUAAACAAUCCUUCAACUUAUCACGACUUGAUGCCAAUUAUGGAGGAUAUCAAGCGAAUAAAGGAUACAAAUGACGUUAAGCGCAUUCCAAUAUUACUUUGUGGUAAUAAAGUGGAUUUAGGAUUUGAAAGGAUGUUUCCAGCUGAUUUCAAGCCUACGGGGGCAUUGCAAGGUCUAAGCUACCUAGAAACAUCAGCUAAGCUUGAAAUUGGCGUUGAAAAGGCGUUUAUGGAUCUGGCCAAAAUUACAACGUUCUUCGUUCGCGCUGCUUACAAUUACCAAUCGCACGAUUCCUCUUCUCUCCCCUUUGUAAUCGGGGACGUAAUCGAAGUAUUAACGACGCUCGACUCGGGCUGGUGGGAUGGUCUGCUGGGAAACGACAGAGGAUGGUUCCCCUCAAAUCACGUCAUAAAGAUAUCCGAUGACGAAGCUGCCGCUCUCCUUGAACAGGAUAUUCUCAGUCCUCUCCCUGAAUCUCAGAAUAUGACCCCGGACGAGUACUGGAUACCGCAAGCAAGCUUGGAUGGAAAUAUCUACUACUUCAACACUCAAACUGGCCAGCAAUCACUAGAAAUGCCCAAUUCUGCUUAUUUACCCACUUUCAAUGGCUCCCCUUCUGUCGAUCACCAGCAAAGCCCUUCAAUCACUCCAACUAACCCUAUUUACUCGCAAAUGUCCACGGCCAAUCCCACGUCGACCAACGUCACCAGAGAGUUUAGCUCCGAUCUCAAUAGCAACAGCUUCGAUAACUUCGACUUACUCACUUUGAAAGAUGACGACUUGCAAGUCGCUAUUGCUCUUAGACCUGCCAUUCAACCUUCUUUAGAAGACCUCUCAGCUCAGGCUAUUGUCGCACUUGAGGCUCUCAUCAACGCCUCUUCGCUCAAUUGGACAGCUGAGGCAUCUGCAAUUGGUAGAAGAGACUCUGACAUCGAAGGUCCAAUCGACGAGCCUAACCCGUCAAAUCUCAAUGAUUCAAAUAACUCAAACGAAGAUCAGCUUUCACAGCAUAGACAGAAUGUUCAUUUCAAACAGUCAAAUGAGAUUGAAAUAGCUAUUGAAACUGCCACAGAUAGUAUCAGAUCUGUUCUAUUCAGCACUGGCAUACUAAACUCGUCAGUUUCAAUCAAAUCACUCCCAUCUUCGAUUAUAUCACUUAAAGCAACGCAAAGACGACUAACCGCGGCUCUUUCGAAAUGCACACUCACCUCUGAAGCAACUAAAAGCAUUCUUUGCUUCUUACCUACUGAUGAGUCAGGCCGCAUUGUUAAAAAAGCUCUUGAGCAAAUGAACGAGGACGUCGCGGAUCUACAAAACAUUCUGCAGGAUUUCAUCGAGAGUGCUUUGGAUGUUAGAGAUGGUUUGCCAUCCAGACAGACACUCGCUGUGUUAGGACCACGUUCCGAAUCGUUAGAGAUCAUGCACGUAACUACCGUAAGGAGAAGGAGAGAUAUGGGAAAACCAACUCUACUUCAGCUAGAGCAGUUGGGUGGCGAUGCUAGAGAGGCUCUUCGGUCGUUAAAUCAGUUCCUUGCGCAAAUCAAGCAGGAUGAAGAGGUUAUAUCGACAACAGAAAUCAAAGAGGAUGAAGAAGCACAGCCAGAUUCAGACUUGGAAGUAGAUCCGGAAAUGAAUGAACAAAGUAGAUCUCAAUCAACAAAGAGCAAGGAGAAGAAGGUAGAAACCAGAACAGUCAAUAAACUUCCAGCUGAGCUUCUCCCAUCCAUACAAUCUUGUUUAGUUACACUCACAAGAUUUUGCAAUUCGACUGAAGAGGUUGACGUUCUCCCUAUGCUGGAUUUCGACGGGCUACCGCCACCCACUCAUCCGCCCGAUUCACCUAUCUUGGGACAAGAUGUCACGACGAAACUGAGUGCCAACGACUCUCAAUACAUGAACUUAGUCACUAAAGCUCACUCUUUCUUGCACGAGUUCGAGAAAGCUAAGCUGAGCUUGUCGAUUUCUUCAGGCAAUGCCUUGGUGCAACUCCAGGAUCUUAUCAGUAUGAAUCUUGCUGAAAUUGAAGUAUGCGAGGCUCUGAUAGGAUGUAUAUCUAAAGACAUAUCCAAGAUAGAGUCAUCCUCAUCUGAUGUACUUGAAAGUCUGUUGUCUCUGGUUGAGAUUGCGGAUAUACAAUACCAACUAACGUCAAAUGAGCAACUGUCAGGCCCUACGCAAAUUGGAGAAAGAUCAUUACAGCUCUCCAAGUUGGAGGGAGGGCAAUCGAUCAGAUCGAGCAAGAGUGCAGCUGGUGCGCCGAUGGAGUCAGUCGCUGAUGACGAUAGUGAUAUCGGUGGAAUGGAGCCAAGUAACAGUGGUGAUCACACGAAUCGACAUGAAUCAGAUUCAGCUUCUAGUCCUCAAAGUCGCACUCAUUCUCAUUCUCAGACGACAAGUUCGCAGUAUACAACACAGGUUGUGUCUGUGGAGGAGCUGCAAGAGCAGCACAAAUUCGCGCAAAGGCAGAAGUUGCAGAAGCUGUUGGGAGAAAGCGGUCGUGAAAGUCUGCCAAGUAAUACCGAAAAUAACACCAACUCUAACUCAGCGUCACUCGGUAGAGUGCAACGCCCUUCACAGAGCUCGACAAAUACGCAUCAAACACACUUCUUGGAUAGUGACUACGGUACCUCUCUCAUACUCCAACCAAAUGGAAGCGUAAAGGGCGGUACUGUGCCAGCUCUGGUGGAGCGUUUAACGACACAUGAACAUUCAGAUCUCAAAUUCAGCAAAACAUUUUUGAUGACAUACACUUCUUUCUCAACGUCUGAAGAGGUUUUUGAUUUACUGAUUAGACGAUUCCACCUAUGUCCGCCAGACUGGUUGGUUGAGAAUGAAAUCACAAUGUGGCGGGAGAAAAAGCAGAUGGUGGUCCAGCUGCGUGUUAUCAACGUAAUGAAGUCAUGGCUCGAGCACCACUUUGACGAGAAUAGAGAUAACUACAUACUCGAACGUGUUAGGCACUUUGCUGAUUCUGAUAUACCAAUGACCAUAGUAGGACCGGUGCGCUACUUGAAAAAAAUUGUAGAGAGGCGAGAAUCAAGAGGCGGGCUGGAACCGAAGAAGAUCAUAACGGCUCAAAAUUUCCCUCCACAACCUAUUCUCCCUAAAAACUCUAAGAAACUCAAGUUGAUGGAUAUAGAUCCUUUGGAGAUGGCUCGACAGCUUACAAUUAUUGAGUCACACAACUUCAACAGAAUUAAACCUGAUGAAUGCCUCAAUAAGAAUUGGAGUGGUCCUGAGCAUCUUAAAAAGCACAAAGCUAGAAAUAUUAGAACUAUGAUCCAACUUUCCAACAGACUGGCUGCGUGGGUUACCCACUCUGUUCUUGGAAUGGGCGAUGAUUCUAAAAAGAGAGCUGCGAUGGUGAAAUGGUUCAUCUAUGUGGCUGAGAGGUGUAGAGCGCUGAACAACUUUUCGACCAUGGCGGGUAUCAUUGCUGGUAUCAACAGCCCUCCUAUUAGAAGACUGAAGCGAACAUGGGAUCAGAUGUCUCAAAAGGCGCUUAAUAUCCAACAGUCUCUCGAUACUACAAUCGACAGCACGAAGAACUUUGCUAAUUACAAGCAACUUUUGCGCAAUAUCAAUCCGCCCUGUGUACCAUUUUUAGGUGUCUACCUAACUUAUCUGACAUUCAUAACGGACGGGAAUCCAGAUUUCUUGAAGGAUGCAGAAAGAGGAGGGCAGCAGCUAACCUCGCCACCAGGUGGUGGACCAGAUUCUUUCCCUCUUGUCAACUUUGCUAAGCGUCAGAUGGCAGCUGAUUUGAUUUCAGAGAUACAGCAAUAUCAAGCAACGCCAUACAAUUUCACACCUAUACCACAAAUAUCAAAAAUAGUUUUACAGCAGCUGGAAGAGUCUGACAGCGCACCUGACGCGUUCCCAAUCAGUUUGAAACUCGAACCUAGGGAGAGAGACGAUGAGAAAAUGGCUAGAAUGCUGUCAGAGUCUGGCUUCUUCUAA